Molecule: messenger RNA, 4823 nt
Organism: Scatophagus argus
Lineage: Eukaryota; Metazoa; Chordata; Actinopteri; Scatophagidae
Product: M-phase phosphoprotein 9
Exons: 24
Coding region: 180-4037 (1285 amino acids)
Cellular component (GO): centriole
Source: RefSeq, a predicted model, not a curated record
AUCUCUUUUGAACCAACGGCGACGCUGUCUGCGAACGUUACAGCAGCCAUAGAUCACUGCAGUGCAGUAGCCAACCAGCAACCAGCUAGCCAACUUGUCUGCUCACAGAGAAAUAUGGAUGAACUGGUGAUACAAGUCAACGGCUGUCAGACUGACCCCCUCUGCACGGGCCCAUAAACAUGUCCACAGAUGACAGCGUCUCUGAGGAUGUGUCCAGCUCGGGGGCCUUGAGCCACUGCCAUGCCAGUGCUGACGGGGAUGGGGGUAAGGAGAGUGAGACCUCUUUGGUGUCCUCUGAGGGGACAUCAGCCUCGGGGCUGCCUGUGUCGGAGGACAGGCACACAACCUCCCAAACAACAGGAGGCACUGUGGAGAGCAGGCCUGUGGACAUCACACCAGCAUGCAACAAGAUCAGGAGCCUGUGUCUGAGUACAGAGGAAGCUUUUGGACAGGGGAAGAACCUCCCAUUCAUCAACCCGAGCUCCCUUGAGACCCUUAGGGCUUUGAUGCAGGAGAUUCAGGGCAGCGGAGAGACGGACCCUGAGAUCUGGAAGGAUUGUGAGGUGUUGACGGUGCAUGAAACAUUGUUUGCUUUAUUUUGCCAAAAGGGCCGAUGGUUGCAUCUGUUUCAGCUGGUUGAGAAGCAAUACCAAGAGCAAAUACUCGCUCAGCAAGAACAAUACCAGUGCCAAAUACAGUUGAUUCAGGAUGAAAUUAAGGCCCUGGUUCAGCUCCAGAACCGCCAGGCCAGCAUCCAGCCACACACAGAGUUCUCUCCAACUCCGGUGACCAAAACCACCACAAACACAAAGGACUAUAUUUUCCCCCUCCUCUCCAGUGACUGCACAGCCCCCAAAAAUGUGACCAUUGACAGUGACAGCCUGGCAGUCCCUGCCCACAGCCCAUUUACCUCCCCUUCACCUCCACUCCAGAGAUCAGAGACCACCAACCAUCAGCUGGAGGAGCGGCCCACCACAGUGCUCAGCAGUGGCUACGGGACGCUGUCUGCCUGGGAAACAGGACUGGAACCUGCCGGCUCACUGGGGGAAGAUGAGGAUGAGAGUCAUGGGAAGGAGAAGCUUCGUUGGCCCUCUAACUUCCAGGAGGAGACAGAGACGACUGUGAUUGGUGGCCAGCAGUUUUCCAAUGAGAGGACCGUCAAGGUGGAGGAUCCUGACCAGUUAGUCUACCAGCAGAGAACCUCUGGCACCAGCCAGAUGUUGACCUCCUGGGCCCAGAGGCAGAAACUCAGGGCCAAAAAGAGCAGAGCAGGACAAGCUUCAUCUCAAAUGCCCGAGUACCAGGAGGAGCCCCGCAGAAACCCUGACUCCCAGGACCAGGUACAGCAGCGACCGGCGGCGCCGUCGUCGUCCAGCUCUCUUCCCCUGAGGAGGAGCGACAGCCUGUUGUCUGAAGCGUCAGGCCUCACCUACUGGCGUCUGAAUGAGAGUGAAUUGUAUCACCCUCUGCCUGACAGCUUGGACAGUGGCUCUUACCUCCUUCUGCAAGACACCUCCAUGAAUCUGACUCCGCCUCAGGAGCCUCGGCUUUCGCUCAGAGAAAUCUAUCAGAACAAGCAAAGAUCAGACUGUAAGCGCUCGGACUGGGAAGGCUCUGUCACAUCCAGCCCUUUGUCACCACAGGUGUUGACGUUGGACCCAGCGGCUAACCAGCGACAGUCUGAUCGCACCUCUGGCUUCACUUCGCCCUCUCACUUCAGCAGCCCCUCGUUCGCCACCCAGCCCCACCUGUACCCCCGCAUAGGGACCCCCGUGACCCCGGACAGCAUGGUGGAGUGCAGUCCCAACCCCGGAGAUACAGACUGCAUCUCUGAUACUUCCAGCGUUUCAGCUGCCGGAACUUCUCCUUCUAAGGUGCAAAACGUGUGGGUGAACCCGUCCCAGGCAGUCCAGUCUACCUCCCGCGAUAAGACCCACACCUCCAGCCAGCAACGCAGAGCCAGUGCCCCCUUAGCCAGCGAGGAGGAGGGCAGUCACACCCACACCAGCACCCUGAAGCCUUGUUCAGCCUCUGGUGCCACUCUGCGGCCUGCAGUCAGUCCACAUGUGGAGCGAGCGUCAUCGCUAGAGGAUCCUGUUGUGCUGUCUCUACUGAGGCAGAACCUGAGAGAGAAACACUCUCGACACGUGGCUGACCUGAAAGCGUAUUACGAGGCGGAGAUUCAGAUCCUGCGAGACAAACUGCAGCUCAGAGAUCUGCCCCAGGAUGUAGAGAAGACCAACCAGGUCCUCACAAAGAGGUGCAAACACCUGGAGAAAGCUCUGGCUGAGGCAACCAAUCGAAUUCAAGAACUUGAGGCAACAAACAGCUCGCUGGAGAAAAAACUGGCAGAAUGGCCGGAGCGCUACGCCGUGGCCGGCGCCACCGUGAAAUCCCUGCAGCAGCGACUGGAGGAAAGCAAACGGUCGGACAAGGAGAAGGACGCCCUGGCAACACGAUUGAAGGGCCACGUCCGGCAGCUGGAGGAGUCGGUGCAGAAGGCCUGCAGGGAGGCGGAAGAGAAGGAGGCCAGGAGGGAGAGGGAGUACAAGAUGCUGCAGGAUCUGCUCGGGGAAUACGACUCUCUGGUGAAGGAGCAUGAGAGACUGAAGAGCAACUUGGUGUCAACGGAGAACAAGCUUUUCGAUGCCAGCGAUCAGAUAUCAGACCUGAAGAGAGUGAUCUCCAAACUUGAGGCUCAGGUGAAGCAGCUGGAGCACGAGAACCAGGCCAGAGCUCGAUACGCUUCCCACAGUAACACACAACCUUCUGGGGCUGGCCUUUUCCACCAUCCUGACCUGCUGCUGUCACCCAGUAAGUGUAAGGCAGAGCCAGACGUCACCCGCAGGAAGUCGCCAUGUCUUCCGUCUGAUCAUCUGAACGGCGGCAGAAAAUCUCCCUUCCUUCAAACUAACCAGUCAGGUGUCCACAGGAAUCAGUCACCAGGACCUGGGAGCUCUGUGGACUCCUCUCCAGCCGCUGGGAGCUUCAGGUGUGCAUCUCCGCCAGAAUGCGAACAGUUGCCGCCUCAGCCCAGACACCAGGAGCCGAGCGUCGGUCAGCGGGAGGCCGGGCGCAGAGACGCAUCCUGUGCCCUGACGCCCAUGAUGAGGGCCCUGAUAGAGCUGGAGGAGACCAGGGCGACGGAGAGCCGGGCCCCCUGUAAGAGCAGCUCCACCACCCACAGGGUCACCAAUCAGAGGACCAAAGUUGGUUUUGUGGAGCGGAGACACAAAGAGGCCAUUCAGGAGCCAGUCGGGCUUCAGAAGGCCGACAGAGAGGUGGUGACACCCGGAGGAGGCGGGGCCAGAGCGGAGCGAGGAGGACCGAAGAGCCUGAGCGGAGCAGAAGCUGCUGCAGCUCGGCUGAGAGCUCAGAGGAGUUUGUCUCCAGAAGGCCACAGAUCCUCCUCACUGCCUCCUCCGGCACAUCGAAAUGUACCCCCACCUACACCCACAAAGAGAGAAACUUUACUCAUGCCUCUGUCGGCCAAGUCCAGUCCUAAACGCUGUCCCACUGAGAACUACUCCACUGCUUUUGGGUGCCCGAUGCCGAGAGAGGAACACCUGCUCAGAAGGUUUGAUGGACAAGUCGACCAGAGACGUCAUUCAUUCCACAGCAGCAGUCCCAGGAAGAGACUCCAGUUUAUGUCAGCAGACACAGAAGACCUCCAGCAGCCGGAGUCCUCCUGCAGCGUGAAGCCACCUGAGGGAAACUCCCAGCAGGGCUGGGAAGAGCAGGGGGCCUGCACUGGAUCUGACCUGCAGGACUCCUGCGAGGACGCGGUCCCGCUUCUCCUGGACCGGCUGCACUCGCUGGCUGAGGCCGAGAGGCUGUUUGACGAGCUGACGCAGGAGAAACUGCAGAUUGAAGCAGCUUUGAGCCGGAUGCCUGGAGCAGGCGGCAGAGUGAGUCUACAGACCAGGUUAGAUGAGGUGGCCUUAGAGAACCGUCUGGAGAGGGUCAACCGUCAGCUGGGCUCCAUUCGCAUGACUCUGAAGAGAUUCCACGUCCUCCGCUCGUCUGCCAACAUAUAGCAGCGUCUGCGUGGACGCGGCAGUGAUUGUCUUUCAGCCCCCGUCUGUGCCAUAAGCCCACCUGUACAGACACUCCACAGCAUCUUUUUAUACCUGUUAUACUUAUUACUCUGGGAUAUUUUUUAUAUGUCUGAAAGAUUUAACGAUUUUUAGAAUAUAUUUUUAGAAAUGCACAGAUUUGUAAAGUCGUUUACUUUUGUAGUCACAGAAAUAUGAAUAUGUUUUACUGGCCAUAUUCAGGUGUGGAUUUUUAAAUCAGCCAUGUUUCAGUGUAAAUGAUCAAAAAGAGACGUUCAUCCACUUGGGUUAAUAUCACUGCCAUUUUUCUUCAUGUUUACAAACAUUUUUAAAUAUUUUUAUUUAAUGUUUUUUUUUUUACAUCAGAUUUAAAUUUUGGUGCAUUUUACAUGUUAUUUUCUUUUAUAAGUACAUGUUUUUCUUAUUUGUUUUGGACCAAAUCAUCCAACUUGAAGGAACUAUUUGUUUACUUGAAUCAAAUCGCCUUUUUUUUUUUUUAAUCUUUGUUUUUAUUCCGUUACUGCUUGUCUUUUUGUUUGUUCUGUAAUUCACAUUUGCUGCAGACCUGGACCAGAUUAGAGCCUCUUGUGAAGUCCAAACCAGCACACAUUUUCACACGAAUCCUCAGUCUGCCGUUUGUCCUCGAGCGACGCCUGUGCAUGGAUUUACUUGCACUGCUUCCUUUUGCCAUGCAGUUUUGCUAUCUGACAUGAACUUCACUGGAACUGUGAUGUUGUUAUUGCACAAUAAAUGAAGCUUUUUUUAUAA